Callorhinchus milii (elephant shark) is the source of this 3509-nucleotide messenger RNA. Its product is annotated as C-terminal-binding protein 2. Lineage: Eukaryota; Metazoa; Chordata; Chondrichthyes; Chimaeriformes; Callorhinchidae. The record is from RefSeq and is a predicted model, not a curated record. Gene Ontology annotation, molecular function: oxidoreductase activity, acting on the CH-OH group of donors, NAD or NADP as acceptor; NAD binding; transcription corepressor activity.
ACCUUCCCCUGCCAACACCCUAACUCAUAAUGUGACUCUGAGGGUUGAACAUGAUCUAUUUACGCACCCGUUCAUUUAAGUUGCGCAACAGCAGAUUGGUCAGAAGUUGACACUUUUGUAUAAACAGCUAUCGAGUGCAACGCUCAUCUGAUUGGGAUUCAGUACAACAAGAACAUGAGAACUUUAUAAAUGGAGAGAAUCAAAGCCCCAGGUCAAAGCUAAGUUGGAUUAAAGUUAUGUGCUUGAGCCCCUGUGGAUUCCUCUGAAUUGUGGACACCUGAAACGCUGUUUGCUUGUUAUUUUAAAAGGAACUCAUUCAAGCAGCAUCACUGAUGUCUCUGAUGGACAAGCACAAAGUGAAGCGGCAACGAUUGGAUCGAAUUUGCGAAGCGGGGGCUUGGUGGGGAAGCCAGCAGCAGCCUUCUGAGGAACGCAGCGGUGUGACAGGCAAAGCGACAGCAAGGAGAGGUAUCCGUCCACAGAUUAUGAAUGGACCAAUGCACCCACGCCCCCUGGUGGCGCUGCUUGACGGCCGGGACUGCACCGUGGAGAUGCCAAUCCUCAAAGAUAUGGCAACUGUAGCCUUCUGUGACGCACAGUCAACUCAGGAGAUUCAUGAAAAGGUCCUAAAUGAAGCUGUUGGGGCACUGAUGUAUCACAACAUCACUCUAACCAGAGAAGAUCUGGAGAAGUUCAAAGCCUUACGGAUAAUUGUACGGAUAGGCAGCGUCGACAACAUCGACAUUAAAACUGCUGGCGAACUCGGGAUUGCAGUGUGUAACAUCCCCGCAGCAGCAGUGGAAGAGACGGCCGAUUCUACCCUCUGUCACAUCCUGAACCUGUACCGGCGGAACACGUGGCUGUACCAGGCGCUGCGCGAGGGCACCAGGGUGCAGAGUGUCGAGCAGAUUCGGGAAGUGGCGUCAGGAGCAGCUCGAAUCCGUGGGGAAACACUGGGACUCAUCGGCUUCGGGCGUAUUGGUCAGGCUGUUGCUGUUCGAGCCAAAAUCUUUGGUUUUAAUAUAAUAUUUUACGAUCCAUAUCUCCCCGAUGGGAUUGAGAGAUCGCUGGGUGUUCAGAGAGUGUACACCCUGCAGGACCUGCUCUACCAGAGCGACUGUGUGUCAUUGCACUGUAACCUGAACGAACACAACCACCAUCUGAUUAACGACUUCACCAUCAAACAGAUGAGGCAGGGCGCAUUCCUGGUAAACACGGCCCGGGGAGGGCUGGUCGAUGAGAAGGCUUUAUCUCAGGGCCUGAAAGAGGGAAGGAUACGAGGUGCUGCCCUUGAUGUGCAUGAGAGUGAGCCCUUCAGUUUUACCCAAGGACCACUGAAGGAUGCUCCCAACCUGAUCUGCACCCCACACACAUCCUGGUACAGUGAGCAGGCGUCUCUGGAGAUGCGGGAAGCAGCAGCCACUGAGAUCCGCAGGGCAAUUACAGGCCGCAUCCCCGACAGCUUGAGAAACUGUGUAAAUAAGGAUUACUUUGUCACAACUGCUGGCUGGCCAACAAUGGACCAGCAGGCUGUCCAUCCAGAGCUCAAUGGGGCCACCUACAGGUACCCUCCUGGCAUAGUAGGCGUAGCAACUGCAGGAAUCCCUGCUUCCCUGGAGGGAAUGGUCCCCGGGGGGGUACCUGUCUCCCAUAACCUUCCUGCAGUGGUCCAUCCUUCUCACACUCCAUCUCCCAAUCAACCCACAAAACAUGAGAGCGACAGAGAGCAUGCCUCUGAGCAAUAGUGGAUUACAGAGCUUGUCCAGUAACAAGGUUGGGACCAAGAGACACUGAAAGUAUCAUUAUAAAAAUGGAAUAUUUAUAGGAUAAUUGAGACCUGAAACUCUUUGAAGAAUUUGUACUCUUUACAGCUGCCAGUUUGGGAUGUUACAGUGUUAUCCGUGGAUGGGGAUAAAGGCUGCAUUCAACCCAAAAGAACUCCCUUCACUCAACAGAAACUAAGAAGUAUUUUGAAAAGUGUGUUUUCUGAUGAAAUGUCCCCAUUGAUAAAUGUGCUCUAUGUUCCUUCAUAUCUUUUAUCUGUUUAUCAUGAGACUUUGCUGGGUAGAUUUUUUUCUUAUAUCAUUUGAGAUAAGUGUUUUAUAGGUGACGAGAGUGAAACGUGUUCUUGACAGAAAAUGGUAGCCUUAGGUGUGCAAUCUUAAUAGUGAGGUAGCUUGAAGCGUUUCCCUUCAUCUCAGGAACAAACCCUUUUGUAUGAUUUGUCAGCAAGUUUGACUUUAAACAUUUGUUCCUCAAAGGCUCCCAUUUCUUGAACACACAAAAAAUGUUCUUUUAUUUCACGAUGUGACAUUUUUAUAUAAACUCGCAUCAAAUGUGUUUUGUCUAGACAUCUGAGUCUAUUAUAUUCCCAUAGUCUUAGUCCUAUGUGCAACAUCAGUGCAUUUUCUUAUUAUUAGACCACAAUCAGGCUGUCUAAGACGACGAACUGUAAUGAGGGAUGUGGCACCCAGUGCAGAUCUGUGUGGUGUGGUUAAUUAGAGUGGAUGCUCUUCCAGUACAAGAGUUCUACAGAACAGACUGAUUAGCUGUUUCAUUCACUGUUAAGUAAAUUUAUACCUGACCCAAGCAUAGAAGGAAUUUUACACAUCCCUUCCCAUUAACUCCUGUUACAUAGAAUCAAUCCAGAUCGAUCUACUCUCCAAGCAUAAUUCUAAUCCAUGCAUAAACAUUCCCACUCUGAAUUACAUUUUAAUGCUCAUCACACUGGAUAUCAUCAAAUGCAUUGCCUGAUUUCACUUAAAAACAGCAGCUCAUGUUACAUGAACAGUUUCUUGUAAAAGACAGCUUUUGUUUGUUUGCAAAUAGCAGUGUUUUGUGUCUAUUUUUUUUUGAAAAUCGAUUGCUGAGUGAAUGAUAAGUGAGCUGAGGUAGAAUUGCACAUUAUAACGCAAGAAAAAUCCUGAUCCAAACAACACCCGUGUUUAUCGUGAUUCCACUAUUUACAGAGAUCAGACAUCUCUCGUGUGUAGGUUACAAAGUUUAAAAAACACACUAAGAUACAGUGUCUGGUCAUUUCCGUGAAUCUGUGGAAGCGCAUACCAUUGCUGAGUUACUGCGGAGGGGGGGGGGAGGAGAAGAGGAGGGGAGAGAGAAAUUUCUGUGUGGAUAUAAACAUACCCCAUAUAAGGUGGGUCAUCACCCAGUGAUGGAGAUCAAAUGUAUUUGUGUGUGAAAAACUUUGUUUAGACUUUCUUUUAGGCUGAAGUGUUAUCAUUUAUCUAGAAAGCGCUUUAUUACAGUUUGUUAAAUUGUACGUCAUAAAACUUGCUGUUCUGUUGGUCAGAUGUUGUGUGCAGCCAUGUUGGGUUAACAUGACUUGUGUUAAACCUUUUUCACUUGAAACGUUUUUCGGUAGCUGUGCAGUGAUGGUUUCCAAUUGCAGGUAAAAUCAUUUUUUUUUAAAAAAAAGAAGUCAAUCUUUCUAUAUUUCUUCAACAAUUUGUGUUAACAGUGGAAAAUAUAAAGAAUUAAAAAUAUUCCAAGUA